Messenger RNA from Endocarpon pusillum Z07020, 3249 nucleotides. RefSeq lists its product as uncharacterized. Gene Ontology annotation, molecular function: protein binding; catalytic activity. The transcript is spliced from 3 exons. Gene Ontology annotation, biological process: nucleoside metabolic process. The coding region runs from base 1 to 3249 and encodes 1082 amino acids. The record is from RefSeq and is a predicted model, not a curated record. NCBI's taxonomy places the organism in Eukaryota, Fungi, Ascomycota, Eurotiomycetes, Verrucariales, Verrucariaceae.
AUGCACAACCCAGCUGCUGUAGGUUUGUAUACACAUCUCACAGCUCGACUUACCCUUUAUGCUUCGUGCCGCCUCUUUAACGGAUACUACCAUCAUCGAGUCAUCGAGUCACCGACGGCAGCCGGCAUGCACCCAUCACCUGUCGAAGCGUAUCAAGUGGGAGUGAUGUGCGCCCUACCCAAAGAGAUGACGGCGGCAAGAGCGAUGUUGGAUGAAGAGCAUGAGCCGCUGAAGAUAAGAGAUGCGCAAGACAUUAAUAGCUAUGUGCUGGGUCGAGUCCAUGAACACAACGUGGUGAUUGCGUGUCUGCCCACAGGGGUGUAUGGCACCAACGCUGCGGCCACGGUUGCCAGCAAUAUGUUGAGGACGUUUCCUGAAAUCCGCUUUGGCUUGAUGGUGGGCAUCGGAGGUGGCAUCCCAAAUCUCGCGAAAGAGAUCGACAUCCGCCUAGGCGACGUGGUAGUCAGCCAGCCGGAUGGGACUUAUGGCGGCGUGGUCCAAUACGACCUGGGCAAGAACCUAGGGAAAGAAAAGUUCGAACGGAAGGGAUCUCUCGACAAACCCCCGACCGUCCUUUUGACAGCCCUCGCAUCCAUUCAGUCCAGGCCUGACACCUGUCGCCGUCGGGUAUCAGAAAAUGUAUCUGCAAUGAUCCAAAAGCCUGAUCUGGCGAACGAGAAUUACAUCUUUCCAGGAGUCGAUCAAGACUAUUUAUACUGCACUUGGUGCGAUCGGUCUCAAUGGCCAUUAUUGAUGAUAUGGUUGGUGCUAUUCUCGCUAAGCCCAUUGUGGUUGUGUAAUGUGUGCGACAAUGGCAAGAUCCCGAGAUCUCCGGGCCGGAGAGACCCUCAAAUUCAGUACGGAAUCAUUGCAUCUGGGAAUUUGUUGAUCAAAAACGCUGCGGAAAGGGAUCGAUUGGGUAAUGAGUUUGGUGCUAAGUGCGUCGAAAUGGAGGCGGCGGGACUGAUGAACACAUUUCCGUGUCUCGUUAUCCGAGGCAUCUGUGAUUACGCCGAUUCUCACAAGAACGAUAUAUGGCAAAAGUACGCUGCUGUCACCGCGGCAGCGUUUGCAAAAGAACUAUUGUCGACUGUCAGUCCUACGGCGGUGCAUGCCACACGACAUGCUACGGACGCCAUGAAUCAUCGAACACACGAACUCCUUAACGAAGGCAUCCAGCUUCAGAAACAAGCCAUCGAGGUACAACGCGAGCACUUUCAAACCCAUAAAUCCGAAGUACUGCAUCAAACCGAGCGUGAACGAUAUUGCCACCAGGCUUUUAAAACAAGCACUUAUGAACGGUACAAAAACAUCAAUCCAGAGAGAGUCUCGGGCACAUGCCGAUGGUUACUCAAUCAUAGUCAGUUUCGAGAAUGGCAACAAAGAAGCCAUCAUGAUCUCCUGUGGAUCUCGGCCGACCCGGGAUGUGGCAAAUCCGUCCUCGCCAAGUCUCUGGUCGAUCAUGAAUUUGGCGAUGCAGAUCAGCAUAGUGUCUGCUACUUUUUCUUCAAAGACAAUGAACGCCAGGACAACCUUAACACUGCUUUAUGCGCCGUUCUCCACCAACUUUUUGAUCACCAACCGUCACUACUGCGUCAUGCGCUGCCCGCAUGGGAUAAGAUCCAGGACGGGAUACAGCAAGAAAGUGAGGAAAUGUGGCGAAUUCUCCUCGCCGCGGCAGCCGACUCGUCAGCUGGACACAUCGUAUGCGUCCUGGAUGCAUUAGACGAAUGUCGGGACGAGGACCGACGACAGCUCAUCGGUAAACUCUGUGAUUUUUACCAACGGUCAACGCCCACGCUGUCGGGGGCUCGGCUGAAAUUCUUGGUAACGAGCCGACCGUAUGACAGCGUGCAGCGCUGGUUUGAGGAGACUACGUCACGUCUGCCACAGAUCCGGCUGCGAGGAGAGGACAAGAACGACCAGAUCCACGAGGAGAUCAAUCUGGUGAUGGAUCUACAGAUAGACAGCCUUGCAGCUGAGUUUAAGCUUUCCGAAAAUCACCAAGAGAGGCUACGCCAAAGCCUACGACAGAUGGAACAUCGCACCUACCUCUGGCUCUAUCUGGCCAUGGAAGACAUACGGACCAUGUACCGGGACAGCCCUGAUCCCGAAGAGGAGCCCACUAACACUCUCCCUACAUCAGUAGAGAGUGCAUAUGAACGCAUAUUGCAAAGAAUUACCGAAAAACAGAAGUCCCAGGCGCGAAAGAUCUUGCUCAUCAUCGUUGGCGCGCGACGCCCAUUAACCAUUAGCGAGAUGAGCCUGGCGUUGAAUGCGGCCAGCGCGCACGAACUGGGUCAAUCGUAUAUGAAGGAGCCGAACGUGCAGCAUCUGGAGAGACAUGUCCGAGAAUGGUGUGGCCUAUUCGUCUUUAUCAACCAUUCCCAGCUCUUUCUCAUCCACCAAACUGCUAAGGAGUUCCUUGUCGCACAGGGCUCCAAUUUCAGUUCUGUAUCAGGCUGUUGGAAGUCAACAUUUUCCCAGACGGAGAUUGAAGGUGAAAUGGCGAGACUGUGUGUGACGUACUUAUUUCUCCGUCAACAAGAGGGCAGACCUAGGGACGAAGACUGGCAGGGUUACCAGCGCGCCAACACCAGAGUCCCAGUCAUCCAGUCAUCGACUUGGGAAGAGCAGAACAAGUUCUUCGAAUAUUGUGCUGAGCAUUGGACAUCGCAUCUAAGAGAGGAUGUUGUUACCAAAGACAGGAAAAACGCAGACGUGAAUACUCAAGGUGGAGCUUAUGGCAAUGCACUACAGGCGGCAUCAUGGCGAGGUGAUGAGAAGGUGGUGGAGAUGUUGCUGGCCAAGGGCUCAGAGAUGAAUGCUCAAGGUGGAUACUAUGAUAAUGCACUAUAUGCAGCAUCAUCAGAAGGUCACGAGAAGGUGGUGGAGAUGUUGCUGGCCAAUAACGUGGACGUGAAUGCUGAAGGUGGAGCUUAUGGCAAUGCACUACACGUGACAUCGUCAAAAGGUCACGAGAAGGUGGUGGAGAUGUUGCUUCCCAAGGGCGCAGACGUGAAUGCUCAAGAUGAGGGCGCGGACGUGAAUGCUCAAGAUGGAUACUAUGGCAAUAUACUACACACGGCAUCAUGGCAAGGUAACGAGAAGGUGGUGGAGAUGUUGCUAGCCAAGGGCGCGGACGUGAAUGCUCAAGGUGGGGAGUAUGGCAAUGCACUACAUGCUGCAUCAUCAGAAGGUCACACGAGAAGGUGGUGGAGAUGUUGCUGGCCAAAGGCGCUGACGUGA